UUUUUUUUUUUUGGUUUUGUUUUUGGUCAGGGAGCAUUUCCGGUUCUGACCAGAGCAGAGUCUGACCACAAACACCAGAGCCUGGGUUCAUGUCUGUAAAACCAACCUGUCUACAGAAGGAACGAACUCCCACGUGUUUAUGAGGAGGAGGGAGACGCUCUCUGGAACAACAGGAACCAGAAACAGCUCUGAUUAUAAACAUCCAGACUAAACUCUGGACCAGGCAGGAGAUUGAGUGUUUUCCACUGAAGGAGGAGAACCUUCUGGUGUGUUUUCUGAGAACAGCUGGGUCCAGUUUCAGGAAGAAAUGGAUGGUCGGCGUGGACCAGUUCAGACAAACUUCCACCCUGCAGAAUUCUCAGAGCAUCAUGUCUAUACGGAGGAUGGGGUACUCAUGGACCAGCAGCUCUGGAACCAGGAUAGAAACUGCAGUCUGGACCCUGAGGAACUAGAACCUCAGCAGAUUAAAGAAGAACAGGAGGAACCAGAUCUUCCACAAAUUAAAAAGGAACAGGAGGAUCCAGAUCUGGAGAUCAGCCGGAGAACUACAGUAAAGUUAACUAGAAUAGACAAUGAUGGCCAAUACCGCUUACGCGAACGCUGCAAUGCCUCCUCAGUACCAGCUAUGGCUUCAGCCUCCUCUCAAGCCCCCAAGCUCAAGAAGAAAAGGGCCAAGAAGACUGCAUUCUCUCUAGACGCUGAGGAGGAGAAGUCCAUGCUGGAGUUCCUGCAGGAGUUCCCCAUGCUCUGGGACAUCAAACGCACAGACUACAGGAGGAAGGAAAAGAAGAACAAGCUGUGGGAGGACCAGGGCGAGAGGAUGGGCAAGCCUGCCUAUUACCUGAGGGGCUGGUUUAAGUCCCUCAGGGACAACUACACCCGCCUCAGCAAAAGGAAAAGGGAACAUGUGGCCCCCAACCCGACAGAGAGGGAGCAGUGGGUGAUGGACAACUUCAGCUUCAUGAAAGCUGUGACCAGACACCGGCCUGUGUACACUGUAAAGACUGCUCCUGCUGCUCAACCCAGCAACCUGGUGGCUGCAGAAGCUGCUCUUGAGGAGCUGGCCGAUGCUGAUGAUAGGACCUCCUCCCCUACCUGUUCCACCAGCACAGUGCACAGGGACACGAGAGCCCAGGAGGAAGACCUUCUACAGUCUCUCCGGAAGGGGAUGCAUCAGUCUUGGGAGCGACUGAAAUGUCUCAGACAGCCACAGUCCAUCAGUGAGCGCACAGUUUUUGCAAACUACGUUUGUGAUAGCCUCCUUACGAUGAACAAACGCAAGUUUAGGAAGGCGAGGUCUGCUAUCAGCAAAGUGCUCUCCCAGGUGUUGGAUGAGGACAGUGAGGAUGACCCGCAGACUCUCCCCUCUGUGCCGCACGACAUGCCUCCUCCAGCACGCCCCAUUUCAGCACAAGCUGACUGCAGCUCAUCCCUGUCUGAGAUGUACCAGCCGCCUCCCAGCAUGUGGAGACACGGGGCACCUCAGGCCUCAGUGUGGGCCUCGGCCACCCCAGAAUACAUGCAGUAGUUUAUACGUAGUAUGAAGUAUAACCAUUCCUACAGCAGGAGCAGAACGUGACAGUAACAUUCCUGCAGCCAGCAUGGCAGGAAAUCAGUGAUUGUUUUUUCCAGUAACUCUGGGUUCUGCUGCCCAGGUCCUGAACCAGAACCCCACUCACAUCAAUCCACUAUCAAGGCUGGUUUAAACUUCGAGUCGCACAUCUUGUUCCCCCUGCUGAGUGACGUAAGAAUUGCAUAACUUCUGUCUAUCAAGCCAUCAUGUGCAUUAUCCCCAGUCAGAACUCUGCGAUGCAGACCUAGUGGCUCACAGUGUGUGAUUGGUCAGAACUUUGUGGGCGUGUUUGUUUACGAGGAGUAACGCAGCGCUGAGGAGCAGGACCAGAGCAGCUCUUCUUUCUGUGUGUCAUUUUGUUGAAAAUGAUCUGUUCUUUGAAGAGAAGCCAGGCUGAGAUGAUUUGGACAUGUGUUGAGGAGGGAUAGUGGAUAUAUUGGACAAAGGAUGUUGGAGAUGGAGCUGCCAGGCAGAAGAGGAAGACCGCAGAGAAGAUUCAUGGAUGUAGUGAAAGGGGACAUGGAAAUGGUUGGUGUAACAGUAGAGGAGGCAGGGGAUAGGAUGAGAUGGAGGCAGAUGAUCCUCUGUGGCGACCCCUAAAGGGAGCAGCCGGAAGACAAAGGAGAAGACGUGCUAAAAGAUUAACUACUUAUUUUAAGCAAUACUAAAGAACAACUUGACAAGUUGCUGAACAUU
Messenger RNA from Austrofundulus limnaeus, 2269 nucleotides. RefSeq lists its product as uncharacterized. NCBI's taxonomy places the organism in Eukaryota, Metazoa, Chordata, Actinopteri, Cyprinodontiformes, Rivulidae. Gene Ontology annotation, biological process: regulation of transcription by RNA polymerase II. Gene Ontology annotation, cellular component: nucleus; transcription regulator complex. The record is from RefSeq and is a predicted model, not a curated record. The transcript has 5 exons. Bases 308 to 1528 code for a protein of 406 amino acids.